CUAAGGAUAUAGAGAAGAUGUAUGCUGGAGUUUACUUGACGUGAUAUCGUUGUGACUUGCCGACCUGUGCCUCUAUUCUUAUCAAAGAACCCUUCCACAGGGCAGCAGAGAAUUACAUAUCCCUUAGUGUAUCGAUAGAUAUUCUGUGAAACGCAAAAGAAUAAUACAAGUGAACUUGUUGCACUGAAAAGAAAAGUUAGUAGCAAGGAAAGAGCAUAUAGUGAACUGCCAGAACCAAAUGUCACAGCAUAUCAACAGAGGUGGGAUGAGUUCCCCAUACAGUGGAGAGUCUGCUUCUCCAUACUCAGACCACUCAGCUGGAGUACCAUCUCCACCAACAGUAGUGACUGCCUACAAUCGCCCUUAUGAAGCUGUUCACCACGAUGGGGCCUUCAUUCAAAUACUGGAGCAGCCACAGUCUAAAUUCCGAUUCCGCUACAAGAGUGAGAUGGUGGGCACUCAUGGACAGCUGAAAGCAGAUCGAUCAGACAAAAAUAAAGCUGUUUUUCCUACAGUAAAGCUUGCAAAAUGGAAUCACGGACCAGCUGUAAUUCGUCUGAUGCUCUAUACAGCAGAGGACAACAUAAAUCAGAGAAAACGGCAUGUUCAUGAACUGUCAGGAAAGCAAUGUUGCAAGGAGACGGGUAUCUGUGAGGUUGUUGUCGAUGAAAAAGUUGACUACACUGCGGUUUUCCAAAACCUGGGAAUCAUUCACAUUGCAAAGAGGGACACAAAAGAUAUUAUUCUCCAGAGGAAAAAGGAAGAGUUGAUAACCCAUGCAAGACUUCGCAAGCCACAUCUCUCCUAUGAAGACAUUAGGAGGAGUAUCACACAAUCUGAUAACAAGAGGAUGGAAGAAGAAGCCGAAGAAGAGGCAAAGAACAUGGACCUUAACAAAGUGGUCUUGAGAUUCCAGGCUUUUCAGUAUGACAAGAAGAUUGAAAGUUAUCGUCCUGUUACAUUACCAGUUGAUUCUGAUAUUGUCUAUAACCUAAAGAAUGCCACAACUGGAGAGCUAAAGAUUGUACGAAUGUCAGCAUGUUCAGCACCAUGCACAGGAGGAACAGAAAUAUGGUUGCUGGUUGAAAAAGUUAGGAGAAAUAAUGUGCAGAUUAAAUUUUUUGAGUUGGAUGAGAAUGAUCGGGAGGUAUGGUCAGGGUAUGGUGACUUCAGUGAUACAGAUGUCCACCAUCAGUAUGCCAUUGUUUUCAAAACCCCUAGAUAUAGAUACACAAACCUUAGUACUGCAGUGCGUGUGAAAGUACAGCUUGAAAGACCAACAGACAGAGACACAAGUGAACCACUGGACUUCACAUUCAUGCCUGACACCUUGAAACGCAGAAGAAUGCUUAUUGAAAAUGCACAAGAAGAGGGAAAGAGACAUCCAAGUUUCCCCCCUGCAAAAAGACCAGCAAAUUUCAACAAUUAUGCAAGUGAAGCUAUAGAUCUGAGUUACAACAUGAGAAAUCCACGGGGUCAGGAAGACUCAAUGCCAACACCUGACAUCUUGGAGCUGUUGGUGGGAGUUUCAGAUUUCCCAAACAGUAAUGGGCUCUCACCAUACACUUUAGAGAUGUCAAACCAAUCACCACAGCACACUGUUCCCUCACCUGGACAUCCCUCUGACUCCAGCACCCAUGAGCUUUAUUCUCCCAUCCAUCCAGGCUCUGUAGGAACCCCUAACACUGAGUUUACCACCAUCAGUAACAGCCUUCUUCAGGUUCCUUCACCUGGACACCCAGUGCCUAACUCUCCCCAGUACAGUGUGAUGUCUCCAGGAGAACACUCUGUUGGCUCACCACAGUCUCAGUACCAGGGCUCUGGUAAUUUUGGAGGAGGGAAUAUGUCACAACAAUAUUCACAGUCCCAGUCGCCACAGUACAUUCAAUCUCCAUCUCCAGUCAUGAUGGUACCUUCUCCAUCAUAUCAAGAUAAUGGAACACAGAUUUUAAAUCAGUAUCUGCAACAGCCUCAACAGCAGCAGCAGCUACAGCAGCAGCAACAACAACAACAGCAGCAGCAGCAGCAGCAGCAGCAACAACAACAGCAACAGCAAUUUCAGCAACAACAGAUGCAGCAGUUCCCCAAGACACAACUGAUGGGUUCACAAGUGAUACAAGGUGCUGUAGAUAAUUGGUUAACACAGCAGCCAAACAAUAUUCAACUUCAGCAGCAGCCAAUGCAACCACAGGCACUACAGCCACAAAAUAAUGUACCAGAGUUUGACCUACCAAGCUGCUUCAAUAUUGUUGGUGGUCUGGGUCCUGAUGCCACCCUGAUGGAUAUGUUAGAAGUUGCUGAUGAUCAGUUAGCCUUUGAAUCUGGCUUGAUGGGCAAUAGUGACAUUAAAGCCGACUAUGGAGGAAAAACAGAUUCAAAGAAGAAACAGAAGGAUCAGCCAGUUAUCUCAGGACAGGAUGUGGAUGAACUUACAAAAAUGAUCUCCAAUGUUCGAGUAGAUGAUAGCCGAGGCAACAGGAACCCUCAGAGCCAAGUAGAGUCCAUGAAUCAGAAUCCCACUCAGAGUGUAGAUGUGGCAUUCAAGGUGGCGAUAAGUGCUGCGGAGUGUCUGCAAGCUUAUGCUGCAACGGGUGACAUUUCCUUACUUUUAGCAACACAUCGUUAUCUCUUGGCCGUACAGAACAAUCAAGGAGAUACUGCUCUACAUACUGCUGUAAGCAACAAAAAUAUAGAAGCUUUCAACAAAAUCCUCAAAGCCUGUGAGAAGAUCAGGCCUCAGGAUUUGUUAAAUGCGCAGAACUUUGCAAGAGAGACAGCACUACAUCAGGCAGUCCGUGGCAAUGAGACUAUUAUGGUGAGGAGGCUUGUUGCUAUGCCAGGCUGCGAUGUAAGCAUUGUUGAUGCCCAAGGAAACACACCAGUCCAUUGUGCUGCCCAGAUGCAAAGUAUUCAGUGUCUGGAAGCUUUCCUAACCAGACCUGUAAAUGGAGUCCGCUCAGCAGUAACCCAAGCCAUCAAUGCAUACAAUUAUCAGGGUGAAACCCCUCUACACUUGGCUGUAAUUAAUGGAAGCCUAGACAGUGUGCGUAUGCUUAUUGAAGCUGGAGCACAAGUUCAUCAUUGUGAGCGUAAAAGGGGAGCCAAUCCAUUGCAUCUGGCUGUCAUGCAUGGUCAUCAUGAGAUUGUCAGAUAUCUUCUUGAUCAUACAAGUGUAACUAUUGAAGCUGGACUAUUUGAUGGUAAUACAGCUCUCCAUUUAGCUGCACAACGGAGAGACAGUGAAAUGUGCAAGAUAUUAUUAAGAUAUAAUGCUGAUCCUAAUGCCAAAAAUAUGCUACAAAAGCGGAAAAAAUUGUCAGAAUCAGAGGAGGAUGAAGAGGAGGAGGAAGAAAUUUCCAGCAGAAAAGAGGAAGAAGAGGAUGAUGAUUCAGAAGAAGAGCCAGAUUGUUACACGCCAUUUGAUUAUGCUGGAAAUGAUGCAGAGAUCCUGUCAAUCCUUCGAGGUGAAGCUAAUCAGGAAGAGGAGGAAGACCAAGGAGCUCAAGCACAAGAAGAAGUCGUUGGAACCAAAGCCGGCCCUCUACAUUCUGCUCUUGACUCUGGCAUUGACAUCUCAGUAACUGACAUACAGUAUUCUGAUGGCCCUGGAGAAGAGGACAGUGUGGGUGAGCUGAGUGAGCGCGUGCGAGAACGACUUGCCAGCCACCUGAGUGGAGAUACCUGGCGCCACCUAGCUCAGCUCCUAGACUUGGAUUACAUGGUCCCUUGUUUAGCUGGGGAACCAUCUCCAGCUUCAACUCUCCUCCACCCUGAUAACAUGAAGGUUAGCCUCGGUAUUACCUGCCCGCUGGAGACCGAUUAUUAUCGUCGCUGUAAAUCCCUGGCAAGAAUUUGUCAAGUAUUCUCAUGAUAGUCUGUGACCUUAGAGAAACUUCGAGAGUGCCUUACAGUUCUUGGCCUCAAGGAAUGUGUUGCUGUGCUGGACCAGGCAUAAGAAGUGAGAGAACAUUGACCAUAAGCACAGAAAAAAUGUGGUUUAUUGAGUUCUUACUGUUAGAUUUUCAUUCUUAUCAUGUACAAACUUGAACUUUUUAUAUGGGGUUCACAGAUUGGGAAGUGUAUGUCAGUUUUAUUUGUUUUCACCUUUUUUUAUUUUUUUUAUUAUUUUCUUGCCUAAAAAAUACACUUGAUGUACAUGUUAGCUUUGGCAAAGAAGCUGCAAUACUGCUUGGAUUGUAUUUCAAAGGGAGGUGAUUUGUACAAGUAUUUUUUGUUUUGAGAUUGUUAUAUAAAAAGCAUUAGGAUUAGAAAAUCAAUAUUACUUUGUUUUCAGAUCUAAGGCAAUUAGCUAAGGGGUAAAGAUGGAAACUUGUUAUUGUGUGAGCAGUAAUAGUAGAUUUUUUUGUGUAUAACUAGUUAUUCAGAUGUUUUAUAUGCAAAUAAACUGGCAUCAUAGGAUUAAAAAGAUGACUUACAUGUUAUGUUGCUAAUAGGUUUAAUAUUAGCUUUUAUAAAAGUGUUAUGUAUCUUUACAAAAUUUUAUUUUUAUUUUAACUUUUUAUACCUUUAUUUAAUGAUUUAUAGAUAUUAAAAUCAUUUAGUACUAAUGAUAUGUGAAAUAUAUUAGUAGAUAGACAAAGAUGGUCUGGUUAAUUAAUCUUGCCAUAUAAAAGGAGAAAUUAAAAUUAGUAUCAUAUAUUUGGCAGAUACUAGAGAAUUUGAGAAAUGAUUUGCCAAAAAUAUUUACCAGGUCAUUUUUACCUGCAUUCCUUAUGGUAAGGAUAUAGAUACAGUUAUUGUUCACUGUAAGUGUUCAGUGCCUUCACAUUGCUUCAUGAUCUGUGUUAUGAUGUGAUUUAAUGAAUAAGGAUGAGUAUGGGUGAUGCUAUUCCAAAUGGGAAAAUCCUUUGAAGGAUGAAGUUAAUGUCUGGAAGAAACUAUAUAUGUAAGACAUUGCUUUUAGACGUUACAAGAUGUAGGAUAAAAAAUUGGAUUAUCCAUAUGUAAAUGUUAAUUGAAUUGUUGAUAUUGUUUUGAAUUUAUUAGAAUAAAUCUCUUCCUAUAUUUUUCUAAGUGUAUUGUAUAGACUACUGAUAGCAGGUAGGUUAGUAUUUUUAGAGCUCAGAAGAACUUAUUAGGACCACCAUGUAACUGUACAUUCCCAGUUAUUUCUUGGCACAAGUGGAAACUUUGGUCAUUGACCAUUUCAAGUAGAUUUAAGAAGAAUGUGCCUCAGCACAAGAAACAACCUAUAUAAUGUAUGGACUAAGAUAUUCCUCUUUUAAUAUGUUGGUUUAGGUAUAAAUCUCUACAGCUUUGAAUCCUACAUUCCUUGGAAACCAACAGGAAACUUGACAUGUAGCUUUUAUAAGCCAUUUGAAAAUUGUAGUUGUCACAAAAUUACUUCAUUUUUUUAUCAGAAGAUAAACAAUGUUAGGACAGAUUUUACAGGUAACUUUAGUUUCAAAAUAUGCAAUAUUGUUAUUCUUAAAAGGUGGUUUACAUAUUUAAGUUAAUAACUACUCCAUUCCAUGUUACUUCUAUUAGUGAUUAUAAAUUGCAAUAUUUCUUUAAUAAUAAGGAUUUACACGCCAGAAUUGAAUAAAUGGAUUACUUCCAGGUAGCA
Messenger RNA from Penaeus chinensis, 5587 nucleotides. Its product is annotated as nuclear factor NF-kappa-B p105 subunit-like. The transcript is spliced from 25 exons. The record is from RefSeq and is a predicted model, not a curated record. Bases 239 to 3871 code for a protein of 1210 amino acids. NCBI's taxonomy places the organism in Eukaryota, Metazoa, Arthropoda, Malacostraca, Decapoda, Penaeidae. Gene Ontology annotation, biological process: cellular response to stress; canonical NF-kappaB signal transduction; regulation of DNA-templated transcription. Gene Ontology annotation, cellular component: cytoplasm. Gene Ontology annotation, molecular function: protein binding; DNA binding; DNA-binding transcription factor activity.